Elephantulus edwardii (Cape elephant shrew) is the source of this 2976-nucleotide messenger RNA. RefSeq names its product NMDA receptor regulated 2 (gene NARG2). The record is from RefSeq and is a predicted model, not a curated record. Gene Ontology annotation, biological process: positive regulation of transcription by RNA polymerase III; snRNA transcription by RNA polymerase II; snRNA transcription by RNA polymerase III. Gene Ontology annotation, cellular component: transcription elongation factor complex. NCBI's taxonomy places the organism in Eukaryota, Metazoa, Chordata, Mammalia, Macroscelidea, Macroscelididae. The transcript has 15 exons. Bases 25 to 2976 code for a protein of 983 amino acids.
GAAGAGGGAAACAAAUCUAGAAAUAUGAGCUCCAAGAUGGUCAUGGGUGAACCAAGUCUGAAUUGGGAUAUUUCUCCUAAAAAUGGCCUUAAGAUAUUUUUCUCUCGAGAAAAUUAUAAAGAUCAUUCGAUGGCUCCAAGUUUAAAAGAACUAUGUGUAAUUUCUAACAGACGUAUAGGCGAAAAUUUGAACGCUUCAGCAAAUUCAGUAGAAAAUGAGCCGGCAGUUAGUUCAGCAGCUCAAGCAAAAGAAAAAGUUAAAACUACAGUUGGAAUGGUUCUUCUUCCAAAACCAAGAGUUCCUUAUCCUCGUUUCUCUCGUUUCUCACAGAGAGAGCAGAGGAGUUAUGUGGAUUUGUUGAUUAAAUAUGCAAAAGUUCCUGCAAAUUCCAGAGAUGUUGCAACAAGUAAGAAUGACUAUUUGCAGUACUUGGAUAUGAAAAAGCAUGUGAAUGAAGAAGUUACUGAAUUCCUGAAGUUUUUACAGAAUUCUGCAAAGAAAUGUGCACAGGAUUAUAAUAUGCUUUCUGAAGAUGCUCAUCUCUUCACAGAGCAAACUUUAAAAGCUGGCAUUGAACAAGUAAAAAAGUACCCAGAAUUCUAUACUCUCCAUGAAGUUACCAGCUUAAUGGGAUUCUUCCCAUUCAGAACAGAUAUGGGAUUAAAAUUAGAGAAGACUCUUCUUGCAUUGGGAAAUGUAAAAUAUGUGAAAACCGUAUUUCCCUCGAUGCCUGCAAAGCUGCAGCUAACAAAAGAGAACAUUGCUUCCACUGAAACAGCGGAACAAAUAGCUGCAGCUAUGCAUGAUAAUAUCAGUAAUGAUCCCAAUGCAGAGAAGCUUGUUUCAAGAUAUCACCCACAAGUUGCUCUUACUAGUCAGUCAUUAUUUACCUUAUUAAAUAAUUAUGGACCAAGCUAUAAGGAACAGUGGGAAAUUCCUGUGUGUGUUCAACUAAUACCUGUUGAAGGUUCAAAACCUAUUAAAGUAAUUUAUAUUGAUUCACCACUUCCACCAAAGAAAAUGACAAUGAGAGAGAGAAAUCAAAUCUUUCAUGAAGUUCCAUUAAAGAUCAUGAUGUCCAAAAACACAUCUGUUCCAGUCUCCUCAGUAUUUAUGGACAAACCCGAAGAGUAUGUACCUGAAGUGGAUAUGUCUCAUGAAUUUAAUGAGUGCCGAAAAAUUGAAACUCAUGAAAAUUUCGAUCUGAAUUUUGAUGAUGAUGUCACAGAACUUGAAACUUUUGGAGUAACUACCACCGGACCAUCAAAGUCACCGAGUCCAGUGAGUACUUCCAGCAGACCCGGCAUGACAGACACUCUCACAACCUCCAAAGCAUCCACUUCACUUGUGGCACCAAAAGUACCAGGCAUUUCUGCUAAUUCUCGAAGUUUAUCUCAAAUUUUAAUGGAACAGUUACAAAAAGAGAAACGGCUGGUGACUGGUACAGACAGUGGCCCUGAAGAGAGCAAAAAGAAUGAUGAUCAGGGUAUUGAAUCAUGUGGAGCUAGAACAGCCAGUUCUAACAAGUGUUUAAUGCAUGAUAGUGACUUGAACAUGCCCGCUGCCUUACAGUUAGAAAGUUCUAAGAUGGACGAAAUGGAAAUUUCUGAUGAUAUGGCUCCUGAUAAAAUAAAUGCAGAUGAAAGGUUAAAUAUUCUACAAAAUACAGAUAACUCAAAGGAAAAGACUGUUACAUCAGAAGCAGAUAAAAUAGAAGAUACAAUUCAUUGCAGUAGUGAUACAGAUGAAGACUGUUUAAUUAUUGAUACAGACUGUAAAAUUAAUAGUAAUGAGAAAACAGCUGGUGAGAGUCCUAAUUUAAGUUCUAAACCAACUAGUCCAAAUCCUUCUUCAGUACAGCCUUCUGUAGACAUCCAGAUUGAUUCUACCUGUAACCUUGAAGAGUCAUGUGUUCUAAAAAAACCCAUCAAAAGAGUAUAUAAAAAAUUUGAUCCAGUUGGAGAAAUUUUAAAAAUGCAAGACGAGCUUUUAAAGCCCAUUUCCAGAAAAGUGCCUGACUUGCCCUUACUGAAUUUAGAAAAUCCUAGAGAGCCUGCUGUUUCUGAGCAACCCUCUGCUCCUUCAGUUGAUGCCUCCAGUUGGACAAAAUCUCUGUGGCCAUCUACAUUUCAAAAGCCAAAAGGACGAUUGCCAUAUGAACUUCAGGACUUUGUUGAAGAUACGUCAGAAUAUCUAGCUCCUCAGGAAGGAAAUUUUGUUUAUAAGUUAUUUAGUCUUCAAGACCUGUUAUUACUCGUGCGUUGCAGUGUCCAGAGGAUAGAGACAAGACCACGUUCUAAAAAACGGAAGAAAAUCAGAAGACAAUUUCCGGUUUAUGUACUACCAAAAGUGGAGUAUCAGGCUUGUUACGGAGUUGAAGCUUUGACUGAAAGUGAACUUUGUCGCUUGUGGACUGAAAGUUUAUUGCAUUCCAACAGCUCAUUUUAUGUUGGACAUAUUGAUGCAUUUACUUCAAAGCUUUUCCUGCUAGAAGAGAUUACUUCAGAGGAAUUAAAAGAAAAGAUAUCAGCUCUCAAAAUUUCAAGUUUAUUUAACAUCCUCCAACACAUCUUAAAGAAAUUAAAUAGUUUGCAGGAGGGUUCCUACCUAUUAUCUCAUGCAGCAGAAGAUUCUUCUCUCCUGAUCUACAAGACUUCUGAUGGAAAAGUUACUAGAACAGCAUACAAUUUGCAUAAAACACACUCGGACUUGCCUACUAUACCUUCCAGUCUCUCUGUUCCCUGGGUGCCCUUAGAUCCCAAUCUCUUAUUACCAUAUCAUAUCCAUCAUGGAAGAAUACCGUGUACUUUUCCACCUAAAUCACUACGUACCACAGCACAACAAAAGGCUAGUGGAACAAGAAUGUCUACACGUAGCCGCAGGAAUCCAGUUUCCAUGGAAACCAAAAGCAGUUGCUUGUCUGCUCAGCAAGUUGAAAAUGAAGGAGUGGCUCCAAAUAAAAGAAAAAUAUCUUAA